UACUGUAAAAUUUAUUCUACAAUUCACAAUAUUAAAAUUUUUAUAAUUUCUUUCUUUCAAGAAAGUUUAGAAAAAACUUCAAGAAUUUUUGAAAUACUAUACAAAAAACAUUCAUACCGGAGCGCACUCGAUUAGUGUAUAUCGAUUGGCAAAUAAACAAUCAGCUGGGCUGCGGCAUAUCGAAAGCCGCGAAUCUCAGAAUAGUUUUGAAGCGUCGUGCUGCGUUUGCUUCUUGUGUUUUAGCGGAACAAAAUUUGCGCGGAUUCCGCAUAAUGUCAGACGAUCCAGAUUAUUUAUUUGCGCUGCAGCUGCAGCAGCAGUUCGAUGCCGCUGAAACAUCACAACCGAAGAAUACAAAGAAGUCAACGGUGGACAGUGAUUUUGAAUUAGCCCUUAAGCUGCAAAAUGAAAUGGAUGAUGUUACGGCACUCAAUAGUUCCAACGAACUUGAUGCCGUCUACAGUCUGGACAUGUCCAACAGCAAAAAGACAAAUGAGCAUGAGAAGAACAACAAGAUGCUUUCCAAGCCGGAGCAUAAUCAGGACGAUGGCGGCGGUGCCUAUCUGGAUCAAACGGCGAAUCUCGUGCACCCGGAGUGGGAACUCGUUGAUCCAACGCCAGAUGUGUUUGCCAUGUUCACACGAUUCGAUGAGAAGUUCUUUCAGCGACGUCUCGGCGCUGUUGUCGUCGAGUGGAGCAAACGUAUGUAUUCCUGCGCUGGAAUUUGCUACCAGCGUGGCAAUCGCUAUGUGAAAGAGAUCAUCAUACGCCUCAGUGAACCGCUGCUGAAACUGCGUCCACGCAAGGAUCUCGUUGAAACACUCCUCCACGAGAUGAUACAUGCCUAUUGCUUUGUCCUCAAUAUACGCGAAGGCAAUGGCGGUCAUGGUCCCAAUUUUAAACGCAUCAUGACCACCAUCAAUAAGGUGGCGGGCACCAAUAUCACCGUCUAUCAUUCCUUUCACGACGAGGUCAAUGCGUAUAAAACUCACAUUUGGCGCUGCAAUGGGAUUUGUCAGUUCCAUCAUCCCUUCCAGGGUUGGGUGAAGCGCACUUCAAAUCGUGCGCCAGGUCCCAAUGAUCAAUGGUGGGCCAAACAUCAAUCGGAAUGCGGUGGCGUCUUCGAGAAGGUGCAGGGACCAAAACCUACACCAGUGCCCAGUAAAUCUAGCAGCAACAAAGUGCCAAAGACUCAAACUAAGACUGAAAGUGCCGUUGGCAACGAUAUACGUAACUAUCUGAAGAAGCCAACAAGCGGCAGUGGCAGCAGUCAGCCAAUAUUAAAGUCUACGCCCGCCAUUCUGGCAACAGCCGGUGUGGCUACAAGCGCGUUUCCGCCCACCUCAUAUCCGGGUUUGUCCAGCAAUCCCAUGGUUGCUUCUGCUUCUGCUACUGCUCCUUCUGCUGCUGCUGCUGUUGGCGGUAAGCGUAGCAAUGUGCGCGGCUUCAAGGACUUGAACAGCAGCGGCGAGGAGAGUCCUCAGGUUGUCACACCACGUACUGAGAUGCAGGGCAAAGGCUACAGCCUGGGCAGCGGCGAAAGCACCACAGGCACUGCCCCAACGGACGCUGCCAAGCGCAACAUGUUGCGUGAUCAUUGGUCCAAGCGAUUUCCGGCAGCAGGCGCCUCGACUCAGGUCGAGCCAAAUCCCAGUAAGCGUGCUCGCAUCAAUGAGCCGGACUGGGAGGCUAUGGACGACGAGGUCUGGGUACGCGACGAGAUCAAGUCAACCAUUACGAUUUCCGACAGCGAAGAUGAUGACCGCGAAGAGCAACCAGCUAGCACAUUUAAAGAGCCAGCUGGAGUUUCCGCCAGGAAUGUGAAAGCGAAUGCAAAUGCAAACAUCUCGGUGCUGAUCAAACGCGAGAUUAUGGAGGAUGAAACGAGCUUCGAUGAUGAUGAGAUCAUGAUGAUUGACGAUGAGUUCGAUGACAACGACAACAGCUUCACAGCUGCCACCGAGUUAGCUGAUCAGUCGGUCAUCGAUGACCUCUUUGGCGAGGACACACUGCUGCAGGAGUUUCAGCGUGAGAACGAUGUAGUGCCAACGGGUUCACGCUAUCAUCAUGAUGAACGCAAUGAUAUUACCACCUGUCCCAUUUGUUUUGAUAAAAUGAAACGCUCGGAGUUUACCAAUCAUUUGGAUGGCUGCAGCAUUACCAUCAAGGUGAAGCCGCCAUCCUUCAAAGGCAAGUCUCAGCUGCCUGUUAGCGUGGGAUCAAGCAACAACAACAGAAACAGGAAGCGUGUCUCAAACAAGUCGCGUGGCAAGCCAAGGGCCAGCUCCAACAAGCAUCAGAUACUUAAGAGCUCGGGCUAUACGAGUGACGAGAUUGCUGCACUUAAUCUCAGCUCAUCGGGUGAAUCCAGCAGCGAGCUAACACCACGACAGCGUCGCCAGUUAAAUGCGCCCACUACUGUCGUCAAUCUCAACUCGUCGGGUGAAUCAGAAGCAGAGCUAACACCGCGUCAGAUACGUCAGCGUAGAUUGAACUCGACGAACACACAGUGUCCGAAGUGUGGCCGUGAAUUGGCCAAUUAUCUGAUGGAAGCGCAUGGCAAGUUCUGCAAGGGAUAGAAGAGAGCACGAGGAGUGAACCAAGACAGUCCAACACAUACAUUGAAAGCAUUUCCAAGUUUUUUUUUUUUUUGUGUUUA
Drosophila nasuta is the source of this 2659-nucleotide messenger RNA. It is a transcript of the gene mh, whose product is annotated as DNA-dependent metalloprotease SPRTN. The record is from RefSeq and is a predicted model, not a curated record. NCBI's taxonomy places the organism in Eukaryota, Metazoa, Arthropoda, Insecta, Diptera, Drosophilidae. Gene Ontology annotation, molecular function: metalloendopeptidase activity; single-stranded DNA binding; polyubiquitin modification-dependent protein binding. The transcript has 4 exons. The coding region runs from base 273 to 2579 and encodes 768 amino acids. Gene Ontology annotation, biological process: DNA repair. Gene Ontology annotation, cellular component: nucleus.